AUGACUUUAUUAACAUCUCUUCCUGAUUUCGAGAAAUUCGUAGAAAUCUUCACCGGCCUAUAUCGAGCAACAUUCGGUUUUCGUUUCGGUUUACUCAUUGUACCUGAUUCCGUAUUCCUCGUGCAUAUUCCUAAUUCCAAGAAUUGGGUUCUUGUUGAUGCUGCCGACCCAGGAAAUUCGCAAAAAGUAUUAUCCGCCAUCUCGGUGCAUUUCGCCUCGUUUCCCGGCCACAAUCUUAAAUAUAUCGCAAUAACCCACGGUCAUUUUGAUCACACUGGUGCAAUUCCAAGAUUAUUGGAAGAAUAUAAAGAUUUAAAGGUUAUUUUGAACCAAUUGGAACUUCCCUUCAUUGCGGACGGUAUAAAGUACCGUGAACUAAGUGGGGAUACAUGUCUAUAUCAAGUUUACAGACCAUUUCUCCAUGAAAGUAAAGUGAUUGUAAGCAGAGAUAGAAUUUUAGCCUUGGAAAAAGGGAAAGAAAAUGAAUUCGAAUUCUUCGAAACAUUAAAACCAAUUUGCACAUUUGGUCACACGCCUGGAUCAAUGUCAUACCUCCAUCGUCCAUCGAAUUCAAUUUUAGUCGGCGAUUGUAUAAUGAACAUCUCUUUCCUUCCGUGUCUUUCCCCUUCAAUUCAAUUACCACUUUUAGUUGCUACACAAAACAUGAAGAAUGCCAAAGGAUCCAUUAAGGAAGUUGCAGACAUGGAAGGUGUGGAUUACGUAUUUCCCGCUCACGAUAUGAGUAAAAAGGGCCUUGAUAUUGCAUCUGUAAGAUCAUUCGCCAAAUCCUUAAACCCAUGA
Acaulospora morrowiae is the source of this 801-nucleotide messenger RNA. The record is from the annotation of a GenBank genome assembly. NCBI's taxonomy places the organism in Eukaryota, Fungi, Glomeromycota, Glomeromycetes, Diversisporales, Acaulosporaceae.